AUGUCUUCUGCCAAUAUCACUGCUUCCUAUCCCUCUGCCUUCCUUCUGCUGGGUGUUCCUGGUCUGGAAGCUUUCCAUAUCUGGAUUGCUUUUCCUUUCUUCAUUGUUUAUCUGAUAGCACUUGUGGGGAAUUUCACCAUCCUGUGUGUGAUCAAGACAGAGCCGAGUCUUCAUCAGCCUAUGUUCUACUUUCUUGCACUUCUCUCUUUUAUUGAUCUAGGCCUCUCUACUUCUACCAUUCCCAAGAUGCUGGGUAUCUUCUGGCUCAACCUUAGGGAGAUAAGCUUUGAAGGCUGCCUCAUCCAGAUGUUCUUUAUCCACACCUACACUGGUAUGGAAUCUGUUGUACUCUUGGCCAUGGCAAUUGACCGCUUUGUGGCCAUCUGUUACCCACUGAGAUAUACCACCAUCCUCACCAACAGAGUGGUGGCCAUCAUGGCCUCUGUUGUAGUAGGGAGACCAGUGCUUCUUGUCAUCCCCUUCUGCCCUCUUCUCAAAAGAUUGCCCUUCUGUGGACACUAUAUAAUCCCUCAUACCUACUGUGAGCACAUGGGAAUUGCUCGUCUGGCCUGUGCCAGCAUAAGAAUCAAUAUCAUCUAUGGCUUGUUUACCAUUGCUGCCCUGAUCUUUGAUUUGAUUCUCAUUGCACUCUCUUACGUUCAGAUCCUACAAGCUGUCUUCCGCCUUCCUUCCAGGGACGCCCGGCUCAAGGCCCUCAGCACCUGUGGUUCCCAUGUCUGCGUCAUCUUAGCUUUUUACACACCAGCAUUUUUCUCCUUCAUGACUCACCGGUUUGGUAGAAAUAUUCCUCGCUAUAUCCACAUCCUUCUGGCUAAUCUGUAUGUGGUUGUUCCUCCCUGUUUAAAUCCAGUCAUUUAUGGGGUCAGGACAAAACAAAUUCGAGAAGGAGUUAUGAGAGUAUUUGUAAAGAAAAGGUAA
This is a messenger RNA of Perognathus longimembris pacificus (Pacific pocket mouse), 939 nucleotides long. Its product is annotated as olfactory receptor 52E4-like. Gene Ontology annotation, biological process: G protein-coupled receptor signaling pathway. The record is from RefSeq and is a predicted model, not a curated record. Lineage: Eukaryota; Metazoa; Chordata; Mammalia; Rodentia; Heteromyidae. The transcript has a single exon. The coding region runs from base 1 to 939 and encodes 312 amino acids. Gene Ontology annotation, cellular component: membrane. Gene Ontology annotation, molecular function: G protein-coupled receptor activity; olfactory receptor activity.